AUGAAUUCUAACCAUUAACAUACGCGUGUCAUUAAUCUACCUCUUACCUUUUCAUUUGUUUUUGCCCUUUGGAGUUUCUCACUCUUAUGGUGAUCUUUCUCUCUCCUCCAUUGAAGCUGCUUCUGAGCUAUUUCUACUCCAUUGAAGCUGCUUCGAGGUGUUGAUGCGCAGAAAAUCUCGUCGUGUGAAAGAUGACUGGGAACAUCACAGACAAUGAAAGUGAAAACUUUAGCUGGAGUAGUGAUGAUGACGUAGAAAAAGAGAAAGAAGUUUUUGAUACAGGCUCUUCUUUGACUACUCUCAGUGCGUUUAAUGGCACUGCUGAGGGAAGCUCCUCUUCCGGGCCUUCCUCGACAUUGUUUCGCCAUUUUGUUGGAGCAGGUUUCUCAGAAAGUUUGGUUGCAAAAGCAAUUGAAGAAAAUGGAGAAGGGAAUAUGGACUCCAUUCUAAAUGCUCUUCUUACAUAUUCGGCCUUGGAAAGCUCUCCCUCUGAUGCGCUAGAUAUUGAAAAAUCUUCAGCAACAGAGCAGAAUGGAGAUUUGUCUAAGACUAAUAAUGGCCACUCUGAUCAGAAGAUUGACGCAGAUUCUGAUUUCUGGUCCUCAGAUUAUGACGAAAAUAUUCCUGAUGAUUUAUCUGAUUCAGAUAGCUGUCUUGGAAUGGAGGAAACGUGUGGCUCUUUGUCAGAGAAGGAUCAGAAAUUGUUGUUUUUGGCUGACAUGGGUUAUCCUGUGGAAGAAGUCAAAAUAGCUAUAGAGAGAUGUGGCCCAGAAUCCUCUCUUGAAGAGUUAGCUGACUUUUUAUGCGCUGCUCAAAUGGCAAGGGCAUCAGAUGCUACAUAUGUAGAUCCACCAGCUAAACCAAAGCUUUAUAGUGAUUAUGCUAAACAUAAGAAGAGGAAGUUGCUUGAGUAUGAGAUGAGGAAGAAAAAGCAAAAAGGACUUUUCGAGGAUGAUGAGCCAAUUCGCCUCCCCAAACCAAUGAUAGGUUUUGGAGUUCCUACCGAGCCAUGUCUUCCUUUUCGUAGAACACUACCAGAGGCAGCCAUAGCUCCUCCAUACUUCUAUUAUGAAAAUGUGGCUCUUGCCCCUAAAGGGGUUUGGGACACUAUCUCUCGCUUUUUGUAUGAUGUUCAACCUGAAUUUGUUGAUUCAAAGUACUUCUGUGCUGCUGCAAGGAAGAGAGGAUAUAUUCACAAUCUUCCAGUGGAAAAUCGAUUCCCUCUUCUUCCUCUUCCCCCUCGCACCAUCAAUGAAGCAUUGCCCUUGACUAGGAAAUGGUGGCCAGAUUGGGACCCAAGAACAAAGCUUAACUGUUUGCAAACUGCAAUUGGUAGUGCAAAGCUGACGGAGAGAAUCCGCAAGGCACUUGAAGAUUAUGAGGGUGACCCUCCAGAUCAUGUGAAGAAGUACGUUCUUGAUGAAUGUAGAAAAUGGAAUUUGGUUUGGGUUGGCAGAAAUAAGGUUGCCCCUCUUGAACCUGAUGAAGUAGAAAUGUUGUUAGGAUUUCCUAGAAACCACACUAGGGGAGGAGGAAUAAGCAGGACCGAUAGAUUUAAGUCACUUGGCAACUCAUUUCAGGUUGAUACAGUUGCCUACCAUCUCUCGGUCCUAAAAGAUUUGUUCCCAGGUGGCAUCAAAGUGCUUUCUCUUUUUUCUGGAAUUGGAGGUGCUGAAGUUGCUCUUCACCGUCUGGGAAUACCAUUAAAAUUUGUAGUGUCAGUUGAACUUGCUGAAGUGAAUAGAAAUAUUCAAAGGAGUUGGUGGGAACAAACUAACCAAAAAGGUAUUUUGAUUGAUAUUGUUGAUGUGCAGCAGCUGACUAGUGAUAGGUUGGAGCAGCUGAUAAACAAAUUUGGGGGCUUUGAUUUGAUUAUUGGAGGAAGCCCAUGCAAUAAUCUAGCUGGUAGUAAUAGGGUUAGUAGGGAUGGACUCGAGGGUAAGGAAUCUUCACUUUUCUUCGAAUAUAUCCGUAUUUUAGACUCAGUCAAGUGUAUCAUGGGGAAGAAACGAUGACCGAUUGUAAUCUCCAUUUUUCCAGAUGUAACUUCAUAAGUGAUAAGCCCCUGGCUAUUAAUUUCUGAAUAAUCUGAUAAAAUAGUUGGUUAAUGAACAUUUCAAAGUGUUAGUUAUGUCCUAGCAACAUCUUUACCUUGGUGAAAAAUCUAGGAAUAUUUUUUUUUUUCUUUUUCCUAGUGGACUUUUAACCUAUUCAUUGCCUUGGGUUAUAAUGUUUAAUGAAUUCCUGCAUGGACAGAAGCAGAUUCAGCAUGUAAGACGGUGGAAUUAUUUGCAAUAAUCUUAUGUAUUGUCCCUUUGUAACUAA
Chenopodium quinoa (quinoa) is the source of this 2325-nucleotide messenger RNA. RefSeq names its product DNA (cytosine-5)-methyltransferase DRM2-like. NCBI's taxonomy places the organism in Eukaryota, Viridiplantae, Streptophyta, Magnoliopsida, Caryophyllales, Amaranthaceae. The transcript is spliced from 10 exons. Gene Ontology annotation, molecular function: DNA (cytosine-5-)-methyltransferase activity. Gene Ontology annotation, cellular component: nucleus. The coding region runs from base 192 to 2015 and encodes 607 amino acids. The record is from RefSeq and is a predicted model, not a curated record.